ACGGUUUUACAGUUGUAACUAGGGUAUUUCGGCGGAAACUAGGGUUACCAUGGUAAAAUAUUUGCAAAGGAUUUCCUGUUGUUGUGAGGAUCUGCCAUUAGAUUGAAUCUAGACGGGACUCGAGCUCGUGCCACGUUACGCUACGGUGCGUUAGCCUCAAAUGUGCUCCCUGUCAUUUCUCGGUAAAGUGCUGUCCUUCCAUGGAUUCACUCAAGUAUUUGAGCUGAAGUAGAAUAAUCGCAAGGAGCACAGUUGUCGGUAUCUGUAGCGUCUAAAUCUCAGAAAGAGAGGAACAGUGUUAUUUUAGUCCAAUAGAGCGUAACUGCAUUAUGCAGAGUGGAGCCCUUUUUCUCGCUCGCAAAUAAAAUAAUGGGAGAGAAAUGAGAAGGAAAACAAAAGCGCAGCGAAUUCUUGACUACGAAAAUGAAGAGGAUGAGGAAGAGGAACAAAAACCGGACUGCUUCAGUCAGAACGGUGCACAGAAACGAAGAAAACUGUUUUCUUCCAACGAGAAAGCAGAAGAAAAUUGCUCAUCCGACGCCGGGUUUCAGAAGUUAGACAUCAAGGUUAAUGAGCUGGAUUGUUCUUCCGCAGACCUCUACACUGACAGUCCUCCUGCUUCUGAGUCUCAGGAGGCUCAUUAUUUACAGUCCUAUUCGAAGAAGGAGCUUAUUACCAUGGUCUUGUGCAUGCAGAAGGAAAUGGACAACUUGAAGGAACAACUUAGGUGCCUUACAGCAUGUGGAAAGCUGGCAAGAAACCUGGAAAUGCUGAUUGAGAAGACCCAGAUGUGGUCAAAUGGGAACAAUGGGACCUCUCUCGGGACCCCAGAUUCUCAAGGUACGGCGCAGGCACCCACCGAGGCAGAUGCUGUGAUACCAGAUGUGCGUUCUCCUCCGGCCAUUGUGAAUGGGCAAUGGCUGAAUCAGGGUCCAGGACCACAGAAACCUCAUGAGGCCACUCAGAAUGCUCUAAGGGACGGGCUCUUCACAGAGUUUAUCACUCCUGAACUCUUGGAGAGGUGUAACACAGGCACCACUCCCCAAAAACUGACCAACGACCUGCUCCGUGGACUCUACGAGAGGGAAUGCCUGGCUUCCCACUCUAUAUCUGGAGUCAUGUUCAACAAGAGAGGCCAACCAAAGCCUGCUCUCCCCACUGAAGAGGUCCAGGCAAUCCUGAGAACCGUUCAGUAUUUCUUUCCUGGCAAGACUGACGCAGAGAUCAAGGGCUACAUCCGACAAAAACUGCAAAACGAAGCCAAGAGGCUGAGGAAGAAACCUUCACUCUCAGACCAAUAUGAGUCUAGAGGUUUCAAUGUACCGUUAGAUACGAUUGAGAAGACCCAGAUGUGGUCAAAUGGGAACAAUGGGACCUCUCUUGCUACCCCAGAUUCUCAAGGCACGGCGCAGGCACCCACCGAGGCAGAUGCUUUGAUACCAGAUGUGCGUUCUCCUCCGGCCAUUGUGAAUGGGCAAUGGCCGAAUCAGGGUCCAGGCUGAGCUGUAGAGGUUUCAAUGUACCGUUAGAUACGAUCGACCAGAAUUGAAACGUGGAUAUUAAUUGCGUGUACUCCAUUAAAUUAGCUUUAUUCGGUGUUACUUACAAUUAAAGUCCUGGACUCAAGUGAAAUUGAUGUGCGUUGAUAAUAGUCUUCAAAGAAAGCCACAAAGAUGUCUUGCAGCUGCCAUUCAGCGCUUGACAGUUCUGGCGUCUCUGAUGUGAAAAUGCAAAUUAGCGAAGUCCAAAUGUUGCAUUCACGAAAGCCUCUGGCUGCAUCGAGCACAGUCGACGCUUAGAUAUCGAGAUGUUUAGAUAUUAAUGAAUUAAUGGUGUGUCUCUGUGAACGUCUGUUUUUUUAAUACUUUGUAUUUAACAGAUGUAGGAUUUCAAGAUGUACCAUUGUGCGCAGAGCGUAAUAGGGUGUGACCAUUAUUUACAUUGUAUUUUCAAUGUAUUUCUUAUUUGAUGAUGUUUUUUGGUCUAUAUGACAACAGCUUUAUGUAUGUAGUUUUUUUUGUUAUUAAAUGCUGAAAACGCAGGUCUGCUUAUUGGUA
Carassius auratus (goldfish) is the source of this 2057-nucleotide messenger RNA. RefSeq names its product BEN domain-containing protein 6. NCBI's taxonomy places the organism in Eukaryota, Metazoa, Chordata, Actinopteri, Cypriniformes, Cyprinidae. Gene Ontology annotation, molecular function: DNA binding; transcription corepressor activity. Gene Ontology annotation, biological process: negative regulation of Notch signaling pathway; positive regulation of neuron differentiation. The coding region runs from base 381 to 1502 and encodes 373 amino acids. The transcript is spliced from 7 exons. Gene Ontology annotation, cellular component: nucleus. The record is from RefSeq and is a predicted model, not a curated record.